UCAUUUUCCGUUCCGCGAAGUGACAUUUUGUUUCGUAGCAUUUACAAGAGGAAAAAGCUGUGUGUGAAGUUUUUCGCGUGAAAAGACUCAACUGAAGGAUGGAAAGUGUCGCAAAGUCCGUCUCGGUAGAGUCUUCUGCUGCACGGGAUGCCGGAUCGGCGGAAUAUGCUGAGGAUUUGACCGAGCAGGAGACUUGCGCCGAGUCCUGCCAGCACGACUCUGAGUACAACACAGCCAGCGACAGCACGACUUCGGAGACGGGCAUCGAGAAGGUGAGCCAGAAGGCUGAGGUGAUUGAGAUCAGCGACGAUGAGGAGAAUGACGACGACGACGCGCCGGACGACGAGGAGGACGAUGAGGAGGAGGAGGAGGAGGACGUAUCCAGCAUGGAGUCCGGCGAGGAGGACGAGGAGAACCCCGAGAUGACGCAGAGCCAGAUCUUGGAGGCCAAGCGGCAGGUGGACGAUGACGAGGACAGAAGCAAUCCGCAGUACAUACCAAAAAGGGGCACUUUUUACGAGCACGACGACAGAACGGCGGAGAAUGCCGAUGGCGAGACCGCCGAGGCGGAGAUUGAGGGCGAAGGGAGCGAGAAGAAGGUGUCUUUCAGCACUCCGGCGCCGGCGGCGGCCAAGUCCACGAAGAAGUGGCAAUCGUCGGGCGACAGGUGGUCGCACGAUCGCUAUGACGAGAGCGAGCAGGCGCCCAAGUCCAAGGCGGAGCUGGUGAGCGCGUAUGGCUAUGAUAUUCGCAAUGAGGAGAGUCCGCCGCGGGCGAGAAGGCGAAGGCGCUACGGCCGCGGGCCGAGCAAGUACACGCGGAAGUGGGAGGACGAGAAUGCCUACAGCAAGGCCUCGACGCGUCGGAUUGCGCUGAACAACAAGGAGGAGUUCCCGGAGAUUGACGAGAAUCCGGCGGGAAGAGCGCGUCGCCGCGGCGGCGACAGGAAGAUGGGGAGUGAUGAACACGAGCACUACAGUGGCAAGAGUCAGGCGCACUACGAUGAGGGUUACGCGCGAUCGUCGCACGAUAAUAACCAGCUGAAGCCAAAAAAUCUCUCUUCCGGAUUCCGCGUGAAGUCGAGCAUUGAGUUCAAGAAUCAGAAUCGCCUGCGACAGCAGAAUGCCAACGCAGCUUCCGGCGUGGAGCACAAUCGGGCGGAUUCCUUCAUCAUUACGCGCAACAACAACGUGCCAGUGCAGGAGGGCGGCGCCGAGACGCACUUGGAUCACGCGGAUGAGCGCGGCGGUGACUACAAAGGGCGCCAGCUGCACCAGCAGCCGAUGCACGGCAUCAACGGGAACGAGUUCGCGGAGUUCAUGCCCAACUACAUGCACGGCCAGAUGGGGGCGGAUGGCCAGCACGGCGUCCAUCGUGCGCAGUUGGGUCAGCAGGGCGUGAUGCUGCCGCGCGACUUGCCGCUCAACUACGGCGGCGACUCGGUGAAGGCGAUGCAGCAUCAGAGGAAUCACUCCGGCGCCGCCGCGUCGAACAAUCUCGCGCCGAUGGGCAUCAACAGUGAUAACAUGCGCCAGACGCCCAAGCGGUAUUCUUCGCUGCGCCAACGUGCUGUGAUGUCCACAAAUGCUCAAGUCCCUGGCCAGAUGGUGGCGUCGUCUGAGCGUGAGCAGCAGGAGAGGCUGAAGGUGUCACCGCCGCUGCAGAAGCAGCCUCCGGCCGGUCUGUCGGACACUCACGAGAUGGGCGAGUCGCCGAAGAUGAAGUUGCGCCAGCCCAAGUCGCACCAUUCCCAAUCGCCGACACAGCAGCCACUGCAGACGGCCCAGCAGCCGCCGCUGCCGCAGUCCACCAACUUCUACCCGCCGGACUUCAUCCGCCAGCCGCCGCUUCCGGCCCAUCGCGCGACACCUCAAGCCGCGGCGAAGAACCACGCUUCAAUCCCUGGUCAGGCAUAUCAACCACAGUUUGCAGCUAACAACACAACGCCAGCCUUCGUGCCGCCGGCGCAGACGACUCCGGCAUUCAUAGCGCCGCCACCGCAAUCGACAAAUCCUCAGCAGAUCCUGAACUACGUACCACCGCCGAACAUGGGACCCACACCGGCUCAGUUCCCGACGUAUCCGAACUACCCGAACUACAACUCAAUGACAACGCCCAGCAUCCCGCAUCAGAGCCAGGGCGGGAUUACGUACUAUGCGCCGCAGAGUCAACAGCAACCGCGGGCGGUCGUGGCGCAGCGGCGCCCCACGAAUGCCAUCCCGAUCCUGGCGCCGCCAGAGCGCAGCGGCAAGGGGCGCGGCCGGCUGCCGUCGAGUCAAAUGAUGCAGAUGGACAGGGGGGACAGCGAGCUGGGGAGUGACGAGGGGAAGAGCAACGUGGAGAAUAUCGAUCACAUUCUCGACAACAUGUUCACCAGGCGAACGCCGUACGAGCCGCCGUCGCUGAAGCCCUCGUCCUCGCCGCCGCCAGUCUCGCCAGUGGUGUCCAAGGCGGAGUCCGGCGGCGUGGAGCUGGCGGAAGAGGGCCUAAAGAAUCUCUCCGUCGCUUCUGACCAGCAACUGGUGGCCGAAGUGUCGGCCAAGAGUCAGCGGACAGAGGAGAGUCCCGCGAGUGAUCCUGGCCAGGAGGACAACUAACUUAUCGCC
Molecule: messenger RNA, 2606 nt
Organism: Phlebotomus argentipes
Lineage: Eukaryota; Metazoa; Arthropoda; Insecta; Diptera; Psychodidae
Gene: btz
Product: protein CASC3
Exons: 6
Coding region: 99-2597 (832 amino acids)
Biological process (GO): mRNA processing
Cellular component (GO): exon-exon junction complex
Molecular function (GO): mRNA binding
Source: RefSeq, a predicted model, not a curated record